CGGUGGAGGGUCGGGGGCGGCAGCGAGGGGCCGGGCCGGGCGGGGCGCGGUGUGCCCGCGGCGCUCUGGUCGCGGCAGAUUCGCCCCGGCCGCCGUUCUCGCCGCAGCAGGAGGGGCGCUGAGGAGAUCGGGAGGUUUUUGGAAGAGGCGCACAGAGAAGCCCCGGGCUGACCGCCGGCCCCGCCCGCAGGCUCACGCCAUGCUGCGGGCGCUUCCCCGUCUCUGAGGAGAGGCGAAGGGGCGUCAGGGGACGGCGGCGACGCGAUUGCUAAGUCUGAGCAACGAGAGGCAAACAUGGCCCAAGCACCCACUGAUCCGAGUAGUGCGGAAACUGCUGACCCAGAGGAGAGUUCUCCAAACAUGAUAGUCUACAGAAAGAUUGAAGACAUUGUUACGAGAAUGCAAGAUGACAAAACAGGUGGAGUUCCCAUCCGCACUGUCAAGAGCUUUCUGUCCAAAAUCCCCAGCGUGGUCACUGGUUCUGAUAUUGUGCAGUGGCUUAUGAAGAACCUCAGCAUUGAGGAUGCAGGGGAAGCAAUACACUUGGGAAGUCUUAUUGCUGCACAGGGUUACGUCUUUCCCAUCUCAGACCAUGUCCUUACCCUCAAGGAUGACGGGACAUUCUAUCGUUUUCAGGCACCAUACUUUUGGCCUUCAAACUGCUGGGAACCAGAAAACACAGAUUACGCCAUCUAUCUUUGCAAACGGACCAUGCAGAACAAAGCUAGGCUGGAGCUGGCGGAUUAUGAAGCCGAAAACUUAGCAAGACUUCAGAGAGCGUUUGCAAGGAAGUGGGAAUUCAUCUUCAUGCAAGCAGAGGCCCAAGUGAAAAUCGACAGGAAAAAGGAUAAAACAGAAAGAAAGAUUUUGGACAGCCAGGAAAGAGCAUUCUGGGAUGUGCACAGGCCUGUGCCAGGCUGUGUGAACACCACAGAAAUGGACAUUAGAAAGUGUCGCCGUAUGAAAAACCCACAAAAAGUGAAAAAGUCAGUUUAUGGGGUUACAGAGGAGUCUCAGCCCCAAAGCCCCGUACACCUGCCCUCCCAACCGGUGCGCAAAACAACAAAAGAGGAUUUCCGGAAGCAGAUAACUUUUCUGAACAUGCAGAUAGAGAGACACUGUUUAAAGAUGUCCAAAGUAGCAGAAAGUUUAAUAGCCUACACAGAGCAGUAUGUGGAAUAUGACCCCUUUAUAACUCCUGCUGAGCCUUCCAAUCCCUGGAUAAGUGAUGAUGCAGCACUGUGGGACAUUGAAAUGAGCAAAGAACCUAGUCAGCAGCGUGUGAAAAGAUGGGGUUUUUCCAUGGAUGAAGUGCUGAAGGACCCAGUAGGACGAGACCAGUUCCUUCGUUUCCUGGAAUCAGAAUUCAGCUCAGAAAACCUCAGGUUUUGGUUGGCUGUCCAAGAUCUCAAGAAACGACCUUUACAGGAUGUGACCACGAGAGUGGAAGAAAUCUGGCAAGAGUUUCUAGCUCCUGGGGCCCAAAGUGCUAUUAACCUGGAUUCCCACAGCUAUGAGAAAACAAGCCAAAAUGUCAAAGACCCAGGGAGAUAUACAUAUGAAGAUGCACAGGAGCACAUUUACAAGCUGAUGAAGAGUGACAGCUACGCGCGCUUUCUGCGUUCGAACGCUUACCAGGACUUACUGCUGGCAAAGAAGAAGCCAGAGAAUGAGCAAGGUCGUAGAACUUCUCUAGAAAAGUUCACUCGCAGCGUGGGAAAGUCUCUGGCAAGCAAGCGCCUCACGGGCCUGAUGCAGUCCUCCUGACAGCUCCAGCCGACCGCCCCACGGGAGAGACAGCUGGGACCACUGCCGGGGACGGGGCAUUUCGGGGAGAGCAGGUCCCUGCAGGGGAGACAGCCUGAGCAAGUGGAAGCAGAGAGCCACACGCCAGUGGAGCACCUCUCUUCACAGUUUACACCAACACUUCCUUGUCUGCACUGCUCCUUAAGGACCUUGAGCUCUGUGCAGGUACUUUGUUUCCACCUGAGGUUUGGAGAACACUUCACCAUACACAGGAAGUCAACAAGGCAAGGGCUUGCUGUCUCAUUAUUUAAGGAAACAGACCCAACCACAGCUUGAGAGAAGCUCAAGAAGAAAGCAGAGCAGCUGAGAGAGAUCAGUGUUUCUCCACAUCUCUUUUCUCCCUGGCACAAACGUGACUGUAAUAAGAUGGCACCGCAACCUCACAUACUCCCUUUCAUGUGGCCAUCUGGAUCCAAUAAAAUAUCUGGAUAUUUAGCUGGAAGCUGCUUCUCCUUCUCACAAAAUCCCAAAUGCAUUUCACCUGCAGAUUCACUGACUUUAACUUGGUUUUUCUGUCCUAUGUUUCUCCUCCUUUAAAACAAUGGAAAAAAAAAAAAAGGCACUAUUUUAAGUUCAUCACUCUUUGUCCUUCCAAUAGCAUGUAGCAUGUCCAGAGAUGAUGCCAGAUCCUCAGCUGAAGUCAGGAAAGCAGGAGUGGUUUUCAUCACCUGAGGAUCUUCUCCCUUGAGUCAGACUGAUCCUGGAGCAAAGUCUCUGACGUUGGCGGAAUUGUUCUGUAUGUGCGCGUAGUGCAAAUGUGAUCAGACUCUGCCUGAUGCUCAAAAAGUCAUGUUUGAGAUGGGCAAUGCACACACAAGCAUACACACACACACACACACACACACACACACACACACACACAUACACACACACAUAUACACUCACACACAGUACUUAAAGUGAGUUGGUUUAUUUAAUUUUCUAUUUAUUUAAGAUUUUGCAUACCUCAUCAAUGAUGGAUGUUCAAACUUUUCUCUGAGCAAACCAAACAGGACUCCAGCUCUCCAAGUGGAGAGAGCCAAAAUCCAUUCAUUUGUUUCCAAGGAAAGGCAACUCUGAUAUGGGCAGGUGUCAAAAUUCAGCCUACAGUGAGGAGAGAAUUGACGGUGUGAAUGGGCAGGGCACUGGGUGCCAAGUGACACUCCCUAAACAGCAGCAUACCCAGCUGUGAUAUCAUGCUCAGAUAACUGACCCUGCUGAGAAGCAUCAUUCUGAGAGUGAAAUUGUACCAUGGGAGGAAAUGAGCUUCCACUAAAACUCAUCUGACCUGCAGCUCGUGAAUGCAACAACAAAAGAUGGCCCAGUUGCUUGUUUCAAGCUGUUGGAGGUAUGGUGGUUAAGAUGAGGACAGGACUGAAGUGACUUUAUUAUGAAAUCCACUUAUACUAGCUGCAGAUAGGAAAAUGGCCUGCAUUCACAUACAGUAUACUAUCUAUAUAUAAAAAGAAUUUCAAGACUCAGCUGACUCACAAAAUCUCCUAUAUUUUGUAAGCAGUUCAGAUCUGAAGCAUAAAUGCAACUAGACAUGUCUUGGUCUUCUUCACUCAUGCCAAGGUAAACUGGCUUUUUGUACAGGUGGUAGAAACUGCUAUAUGGCUACAAGUCAGCAUUCCUACCUAGGCAAAACCAUCUAGCUAAGUAGACAGCUGGCUAUUGACAACAUUCACUUCUGAGGCAAGUAUUACUCUAAUAUCUAAGGCCUAUGUAUGCACAAAAACAUGCCAGCAUAGUUUCUGUCAGAAAAAGAACCUUCCUCUUUGCCCAUGACAGUUCUCAUUCUGAUAUCUCUUUUCCUUCCUAAUAUCAAUAUACCUAAGGUCCAUUCACCUGCAUGAAUGUACAGUAGACUACUAAGUAUGAUCUUUGUUCACAUGCCUAUACCCUAAACAGCCUGCUGUCUGAAGACUGCAGAUCAAAUUCAUCCCACAUAUACAUGACACACAAGCAAGUUCCAGGACUGCAGAACCAUGAAUGUCCCCUGACAUUCUUGUGGUCCCCUGCCUCUGAAGAGGACAUUUGUCACCCCCCAAAUUGUCACUUAGCUGUCCUUGCAGGACCUAUUUGUCCUCUGUUGCCCACCCAGACAAAGUGUCCCCUUGGGAAAUAGCAGGUCUCUGUGUGAUAGGUUCACAUGUCCAUUCAUGCAUAUGCAUAUGUGCCCCCUUGGUCAUCCCUAGGAAAAUGCAGAGGUCAUCCCUUCUCAGAGCCUUGUAGAUGGUGUUUUUAUCUCUGUCAAACCCUCCAGUGCCAUGCCUCACUGGAGCUCUGUAAACCAACAGCUGCUCGCACUCCAACCUAUUCUGCUGCCAGCUCUGCCCAGCCACAAGGCAUUUCCCAUGGGGGGUCUGUCUUGUGAACCCUCCAACUGGUCUGCAGGGCAUUCCUGAGCAAGAUGUACACAUAAUACAUUAAACUGGUGUGUAGCAAGGAGCAGGGAUAGUAAAGUGGUACAUGUGGGUCUCUGCUUUGCAGUGAGUUCCUGACACUGGAGAGAUCGUCUCCUGGGGGAAGGAUGGGGUAGCUCCACAGAGAUACUCCUCAGGACCUGCAGCAUGGGGACACGUGUGGGCAGGACUGGAGAGUGCUGGUGGGUGAUGGGACAGGUGGAAUUUGGGUUAUGGUCUGUGCAGGCAGCAGAAAUGCCAGACUUUAACCUGGGGAUGUGCUGCUGCCCUGUGAGCAACACACUCUGCUUUGUCUUUCAGCUUUAUUCCUACAGGACGGUCAUGUUGGCUGCCACAGUAUUUUGCCUGUGGGGAAUAUUCCGUAUUUGAACAGUUGAGCGCGUGGAGGGAAUUCUUACAGACAUGGAGAGUAUGCAUAUGGGCGUGCAUCAGGGGGCCUGGAUGCUGAACAGCUUGCCAUGUAAAUGCACACUCGUGCAAACUAAUCUGCUCAGCAAUGGCUAGCUGAGCGGACAGAGCUGCAUAUCCUCUGGAGGGAAGAAAGCUCUGCUCCUUGUUUCCUGACUAAAUUUCUCCAAAACAAACAUGAGAGUAGACAAGGCCUCCUCCUGGAAUACAUAUUAACUGUUCUUCACAUGUCUUUUACUUCACAUAUCGUGAUAUUAACAUGUAACUACUUCCACAUGAACCACAUCCUUGAAUUAUGCUUUUUAAUGACCUUGCUUAUUCCAAGUGAUGCUACUUUUGUACACCCAAUGGUAUCCCAUUGAGCAUUGCAAGCAGUAAUCUGCUGCUCUCUAAGUGUCCGGUGUCUUCCAACUACCUCAUCAUGCUGAAGAUGAGUUAGGAAAUCAGCUUUCCACCUCUGUUUGUGUUCUAAAUGGCAUCAAUUCAAGGAAAGACAGUCUGGAAAGCUUCUACAAUGUCCAAGCUGUGCAAGCUAGCUACAAAACUACCCAUACUUACAGGGCUAUGGCUGUGAAAUAUGGCUGUACACUGUUAUUUGGAUAAUAGAGUAUCCAGAGCACGCAUGGUUAUUGUGGCAAACCAGCAGCAGGACAAGCACUAGGAAAGGUUCGACAAGCCAGUGCAGAGAGCGUUAGGCUGAAGCAAAUGGAUUAAUGUACUCUCAGUAUAACUCAGCACUAAGAUCCCAUAGAGUACUGUAAUAAAAUGGUAGCAGGGCAGCCAUAAAAAGUGGCAGUAAGCUGACAUAAUAAUACCAGAAUAAAUGUAGCAAUAAGGUAACACAGGCCACUGCAGUAAAGUAGCAUUUUGAUAAUGCAGCAAUAAGACACAACAGGAUGCAGCAGUAAAUUAGUUUGUGGAAUAAGGCAGUAAUAACAGUGUGUGUGGACAAACAGUGGUACAUUUGUACCAGGUACUGCAGCAAUAAAGAUAACACAAGAUGUCCUAGUAAUAAGUUACUACAGUAACAACAACAUGAUGCACUGUAAAGUUAUAUCAGGAUGCUUCCAUGCUGCAGUCAAAUCCUACAAGAAAUGGUAGUGAGACAAUGAUGACAAAAUAUACCCCAUUUCCGAAUGCAGAAUGUGAAUCAGUUUUCUGCACCGUAACCCAAAUUCUGGAAUGAUCUCAGCAAUACCAAUCCUCUCAUUCCUGCUUUCAAGGAAGCUGAGGCAAGAGUGUUCCCCCACCCAGACAAUUAUUUUGGUCUGAAAAUACAAAAUUGACUCAUUGUCUCUUCAGCCAAAUUGUCACAGACUGUGGUGAAGUUCUUUGUUUAGUUCUACUCAGGUGAAACCCUGGUGGUUUUGGUAAGUCCUUUGCCUUUGAAAGGAUUUGGCUCUCUCAUCUUCUGGCAUGGGUGAUGCUUUUAGCCUAAAAUUAUUUCUGGUUUGGGUGGGAGAAGGGGAACCCAGGUACAGAAGAUCUGACUGUACCAGUCUGUUUCCUAAAAUGCACAAAUAAAUGGAGCAUCCUGGAAAAGUCAAAGCAACAAGGACCAAAUCUGUUCUGUCUAUCAUGCACUCAUGCACACAAAAAUAAUCCUCCUGGAACCAGUGCAAGCCCUGGGUGCAUCCAUGGGCAGGACUUGACCUAACCCUGUUCUCAGUGUCUGCAGCAGAGUGACAGAAGCAGUGUCUCUGUCUCCUUUCCUGUUUUUCCAUAUUUUUUUUUAAAAUCUAAACUCACCCUCUCUAUGAAAUGGUUUGGAAAAAAAUUCAAUUGCCAUAACACAAUAUGCCGUAUCAUGGGCAAGGAAUAGGUCUGUCCAAGGAAUUUGCUGUCUUUGUACUCUUCAGUAGAGGGGUAAAGCAUUCUGAAAUAUAACCGGCAACCACUGUUAUACUCAGUAAUCACCAGGAAUAAAGGUUUAGUCAGAGC
Haemorhous mexicanus (house finch) is the source of this 6560-nucleotide messenger RNA. RefSeq names its product regulator of G protein signaling 6 (gene RGS6). Lineage: Eukaryota; Metazoa; Chordata; Aves; Passeriformes; Fringillidae. The coding region runs from base 295 to 1767 and encodes 490 amino acids. The transcript has 18 exons. The record is from RefSeq and is a predicted model, not a curated record. Gene Ontology annotation, molecular function: GTPase activator activity. Gene Ontology annotation, biological process: G protein-coupled receptor signaling pathway; regulation of G protein-coupled receptor signaling pathway; intracellular signal transduction.